Effrenium voratum is the source of this 199-nucleotide messenger RNA. Lineage: Eukaryota; Dinophyceae; Suessiales; Symbiodiniaceae. The record is from the annotation of a GenBank genome assembly.
GGCCUCUGAGAUGGCGCAGUCGGGUGCCGCCGCCAACCUGACCCGAGGCUCCUUGGUGGCUAUGCAGGAACUUCUGGAUGUCCUCAUUGCGCGCAGCGAGUGCAGGCUGGGGGACAUUGACUGGGUGGAGGUCCACGCUGCCGGCAGUUCCAUGGUGGAUGCAUUGGAAGCCCUUGCUUGCGACCAACUCCUGCGCAAG